UCUUCCCUAACCUAGUGAUCAGACAAGAUACCGUAGCAAAGAGAAAAAUAACGCAGGAAGAAGUUUGAAGCUGGAAAAUCAUCAUAGAACUUGAACUUGCACAGAUUUAUAGACUCGAGUCUGGCCAAACUCAAAACCUACAAAUAGUAGCUUCACUUAGUAUCAAUUUUAGAAGGAAGAAUCACUUUCACUUGCCGCCAAACAUACGCAAGUCUAUACAGUCUGAACGCAGAAAAAACUAGAAGUUGGGUCUCAGUUCUGCCGUGAAUUGUAGCUUCGCUCUUCUCGUCGUAUUGCUAGCCACGCCACUUACUCAUUAAGUUCCUCUCUAUUGAAAGAGAUAGAGCAAUGGAUUCAUACUCUUCACCGGACAUUUACAUCCCAGAACAAUGGUCUGAGGCUGCAAACUCCAUUGCAUACAAUUCAAUGCCUCCUAUCACAGUCAUAUGUGGACCCAAAAACUGUGGCAAGACAACAUUCUCUCGCUAUCUCGUUAAUCUCCUAUUAACUAAAUGGAAGAAAGUAGCUUAUUUUGAUAUCGAUGUUGGCCAACCCGAGUUUACUCCUCCUGGUUUAAUCUCUCUAACUAAUCUUCAUCAAGUCACUCCAGAUUUGACUAGUCAAUUCAAGAAAACACCAAAGAGAUCCCUUUUCUUUGGUGAUGUUUCACCUAAGAGAGACCCAUCAGCAUAUUUGAAAUACAUAUGUUCCAUUUAUGAUUAUUAUCAAAAGGAGUAUUGCACCUUUGAUAAGGGACACAAUUCUUCUAGGAGUCAGACGCCUCUUGUAGUGAAUACUUCUGGCUGGGUUAAAGGUGUAGGUUAUGAAGUAUUAGUGGACACGUUAAAAUAUAUUUGUCCCACUCAUAUAGUUAAGAUAGGCAUUCCAGGUAAAGGAUAUGCAAAUAAGAAUUUACCUGCUGGAGAAUUCUGGUUAGAUGGGGAAGAUGAUGAUGGAACAAGUAAAUUGAUCGAGAUAAAGUCAGCUCGUCAUGAUUCAAAUAGACCGGCGCCUGUUCCGAAGGAUGCUGGUCGCCUGCGUGAUUUUCGAAUAAUGGAUUAUUUCAGGCAGUGCUUUCCUAGUGAUUCAGAUAUUUCAACAGUCAAGGAACUUGCUCAUUCCUUGACCUCUCUUUGUCCUUAUCAAGUUCCCAUUGCAAGCAUAAAGAUUCAACAUGUUCAUCGUGAGGUCCCAAGCUCUGAAAUAUUCUACAGCCUAAAUGCUAGUAUUGUUGGCUUUGCAGUUGAAUCUGAUGAACCUGAAAAUUUACCCUGGUGCCUUGGUCUUGGCAUUGUGAGGGGCAUUGACACAGUCAAAGGCAUGCUGUAUGUGAUUACACCUGUGCCAUAUGAUUCUCUGAAAAAAGUCAACCUCUUGCUACAGGGUUAUAUCCAAAUUCCUACUCAUUUAAUAAAGGUCAAGGGAUGCAUAUCACCUUACAUGUCAGAGAAUGUAUUGACUAGAGAAUUAGGAGAGGGAACUACUUCAACAGAAGAGUUAGGAGAGGGAACUACUUCAACAGAAGAGUUAGGACAGGGAAGGAGAGAAAAGAGAAAGAGAAAGAAAAGAGGAGAAAAGAGGGUAGUAACAGAAUAAAGCAGGGUAGUAGCCAACUCUUCAUUAUUAUAGUUAUUAUUAUUAUGCAUACUUCCCUUUUCAUGGAAGCAUCAGCACAUGGAUUGUAACUUUUUCCUAAUAGGCUAAUAGUAUAUUUCCCCCCCCCUAUUUAUAAUUAUGCAAAUUUGCCACUCUAAAUUGUUAAGGGUUGUUACAAAUUGGGUUGACAGUAGCGCAGUUAUAUAUGUAUUUUCUUCUUAAUGAAAAUGGUUCAAAUACAAGUUACAAGCUAUCAUCAAUCUAAUUCCUAAUUUAAAUUAGACAUGGUGAUUUUGUUUGUUUUUUUUAGUUUA
This is a messenger RNA of Trifolium pratense (red clover), 1910 nucleotides long. RefSeq names its product polynucleotide 5'-hydroxyl-kinase NOL9-like. Gene Ontology annotation, cellular component: nucleus. The transcript is spliced from 9 exons. Gene Ontology annotation, biological process: cleavage in ITS2 between 5.8S rRNA and LSU-rRNA of tricistronic rRNA transcript (SSU-rRNA, 5.8S rRNA, LSU-rRNA). Bases 349 to 1596 code for a protein of 415 amino acids. Lineage: Eukaryota; Viridiplantae; Streptophyta; Magnoliopsida; Fabales; Fabaceae. The record is from RefSeq and is a predicted model, not a curated record. Gene Ontology annotation, molecular function: polynucleotide 5'-hydroxyl-kinase activity.